Messenger RNA from Gloeophyllum trabeum ATCC 11539, 469 nucleotides. RefSeq lists its product as uncharacterized. Gene Ontology annotation, molecular function: zinc ion binding; DNA binding; DNA-directed RNA polymerase activity. Gene Ontology annotation, cellular component: RNA polymerase III complex; RNA polymerase II, core complex; RNA polymerase I complex. Lineage: Eukaryota; Fungi; Basidiomycota; Agaricomycetes; Gloeophyllales; Gloeophyllaceae. The record is from RefSeq and is a predicted model, not a curated record. Gene Ontology annotation, biological process: DNA-templated transcription. The transcript has 3 exons. Bases 17 to 232 code for a protein of 71 amino acids.
CUCUUUUCCUGUCACCAUGAACCAGUCUCAGCAGCCCGGGCAGAACGCAAAUCCUGGUUCGGCAGCCGGUGGAGGCUUUGGCCAGCCAAGACAAGAGAUGGAGUAUAUCUGUGCGGACUGCGGUGCGAAGAACGAGAUCAAGUCAAGAGAGCCUAUCCGCUGCCGUGAAUGCGGACACCGUAUCAUGUACAAGAAGAGAACGAAGCGAAUGGUGCAAUUCGAGGCCCGCUGACAGUGACACAGGCAUUCUGGAGCUGUCCGGAUGCGUCCCGUGUGCCAUGGACGCUUCCACGCCAUACCCCAAGAUCACCCAACAGGCCAUGCUAUCGCAGCUCAGGAGAGAAGCACGCUUGCUAUGAUAUCUCGUAUCUUCCUGUCAGACUGCUGAAAAGUACUGUAUCAAUAAUACCUGUGUAUUUUAUUGUCGUUAUCAUCGUUGUCUCACUGUGGAAUCGGAAUUAUAUGUGAA